UUUUGUUUUUUGACAUUCAGCCAAUUCAAUUCCACAAUGGAGAACCAAGACAUUCCCACUUUCAAGCUCGUCCUUGUUGGCGAUGGCAGCACUGGCAAGACCACCUUCGUCAAGCGUCACAUUUCUGGCGAGUUUGAGCGAAAAUACGUUGCCACCAUCGGUGUCGAGGUCCACCCCCUCCUCUUCCACACUAGCUUUGGCGCCAUCAAGUUCAACGUGUGGGACACUGCAGGCCAGGAAAAGUUUGGCGGUCUCCGCGACGGCUACUACAUUCAGGGCCAGUGCGCUGUCAUCAUGUUCGAUGUCACCGCUCGUGUCACUUACAAGAACGUGCCCAACUGGUACCGCGAUCUGACCCGCGUCUGCGAGCACAUCCCGAUCGUCCUCUGCGGCAACAAGGUCGACGUCAAGGAUCGCAAGGUCAAGGCCAAGACCAUCACCUUCCACCGCAAGAAGAACCUCCAGUACUACGACAUUUCCGCCAAGUCCAACUACAACUUUGAGAAGCCCUUCCUGUGGCUCGCCAAGAAGCUCAUCGACCCCUCGCUCGAGUUUGUCAGCAUGCCCGCCCUCAAGCCCGUCGAGGCCACCGUCGACCCCGCCCUGAUCCAACAGUACGAGGCUGAGCUCGAGGAGGCGCGCAACACUGCCAUCCCCGACGCCGAUGACGACGAGGACAUUUAAAUCAACCUCGCGAAUUUAGGCUGUCCAUUCUGUUGUGCUUUGUUUCUUUGUCUCUAUGCUUUUCUCUGUCUUAUCAACACCCGCACACAGUCACGGUUUCGCGCUGAUCGUGGCUUGUGGCCAACACAUUCAUCUCCCCCAAAACCCCGCUACCUCAAAAAGAAAAAGAAAAAAAGUUUUGAGCCAAAAAGCCCGCAUACUGGAAUGAUGGUGCGUGUUUUGUUCGUAUUUUUUUUUGUUUGUUAACCCUACCCCCCAACAAUGAAACUCCAUUCCUUGAAGUUACUGAUGAUGGCAUUCUUGUUUCCAAAAUUCCAGUCCUUGAAAAUAACCAAUAUCCA
This is a messenger RNA of Capsaspora owczarzaki ATCC 30864, 1025 nucleotides long. RefSeq names its product ran-1-prov protein. Gene Ontology annotation, molecular function: GTPase activity; GTP binding. Gene Ontology annotation, cellular component: nucleus; cytoplasm. Lineage: Eukaryota; Filasterea; Ministeriida; Capsasporidae. The coding region runs from base 37 to 684 and encodes 215 amino acids. The transcript is spliced from 4 exons. The record is from RefSeq and is a predicted model, not a curated record. Gene Ontology annotation, biological process: protein import into nucleus; ribosomal subunit export from nucleus.